CUCCCUUUAAUCAAAUUUCAAUAUCAAAUUUAAAUAUUUUCUCAAGUAUCAUCUGUUUUCCCGGUGGAAUUUCCCUGGGAAACAAACAGAAAUGGGGCAACAGCAAUCCAAGGACGAGUUGCUGUAUCAACAAGUGAAUUAUGGAAACGCCGAAGGCAUCAAAGCUCUUGCCAGACAAGGCGCAGGCUUAGAGUGGAUCGAUAAAGAAGGUAAAACUCCGUUGAUAGUGGCUUGUUUGAACCCUGGGCUUUAUAAUGUGGCGAAAACUUUGAUUGAGCUUGGAGCUAAUGUUAAUGCUUAUCGUCCUGGUUGCCAUGGUGGGACUCCUUUACAUCAUGCCGUGAAAAGAGGCCUUGAAAGGACUGUUAAAUUACUUCUUUCAAAUGGAGCAAAUGCAUUAGUUAUGAAUGAUGAUUGUCAAACUCCUCUAGAAGUUGCUAGAGCAAAAGGGUACAUCAAUGUUGUACGUGCAAUUGAGAGUCAUAUCUGCUUAUUCUCUGGUUGGUUACGGGAGUUCUAUGGUCCAGGAUUUCUGGAAAUGUUUGCCCCUCAGUUGCUUUCAAGAAAUGUCUGGACCGUCAUUUACCCUACUGGUUCCCGUAAUCCCACUAAGCCUUUCAAGUUGGAGCUUGCCAUAUAUCCUAGCUUGCAGGAUACCCAACCACAGACAGUCAUUGCAUUAUGGAAAGCCAAUCUGGAAGAACCAAAGUUUCACCAGUCUGAUUCUUCAGUGAUAAUUGUUGACAACAACAUCCCAAGAGGUAGGAGACAGCGACAAAGUUGUAAGCCUCGAAAACUUAGGCAAACGCGCAUUAGACUUGCACCUGCAAAUGAAAGUGACAAGCAGCAACUUCAGCACUUCUGUGAUGCAUGCAAAGGAAUACCACAGUUGAGCCCCACAUUUCUGCGAAAUCCUGAGACUCCUGUUGUUCAAGCAACUGCUCCACCAAAAUCAGAAGACUUGGAAUUAGCAAUGGCAAUUAAUGCCUCCAUUCAGUCAGCUAUUGCAGAGACACCGAAUUUUGAUCCCCAACGCAGCGAUGCAGCAAGUUCAUCCAUAAGUUGGUAUAACAGUAUGAAUGCUAAUUCUCAUAAUGGUGUUGUGACUACACCAGUGGCUCCUUUCCCUCAAAAAGGCGGUGGCGACCAAUGGGCAAAACAUGAAGCCCACUAUAGUGGAAACUUAUCUCAGCAGGCCAAUAACCAGAGUGACAACAUGCCUGCUACCCAGAUAUCGAUUCAUGUCCCAGAUGCAAGCCCUUCAGCUCCUCCAGUUACAGAGGAGAUUAUAGAAGAUGGUCCAAUCCAGUACCCAUCUAUCGACUUAGGGCUGGUUGAUAUAUCUUCCCCUCCAGUUGAAGAAUUGCCUGCUAGCAAAAGGGAAAUGAAAGAGGAUAAAGAGGCUGGAUCAUCAUGUGUGAUAUGUUUGGAUGCUCCAGUUGAGGGGGCUUGUGUACCUUGUGGUCACAUGGCUGGAUGUAUGUCUUGUUUGAAUGAGGUCAAAUCCAAAAAAUGGGGUUGCCCUGUGUGUCGUGCUAAGAUCAACCAGAUAUUAAUGGCAGUCUUUCUUGGUUUUUUGUAUUCAUAUUAUGGAUCCAUUUUUGGCUCUUCAAACCAUGCUGCAUCGGCUUUAGAAUAUGGGAAAUCUUUGAGAAAACUAGGGUCUUCUUACCUGGGUGGGGAUGAUAAUACUGAUGGAAAGCAAGACAAAUCUGCAAAAUUGAUACUAGAAGACGGAGAUGAUGAUGUCUUACCAAAGAGUUUCCCUGUUUGUGAUGAUCGGCAUUCAGAACUAAUUCCCUGCUUAGACAGGAAUCUCAUAUAUCAAAUGAGAUUAAAGCUGGACUUGUCAUUGAUGGAGCACUACGAACGUCACUGCCCACCUCCUGAGAGGCGAUACAAUUGCUUGAUUCCUCCUCCACGUGGCUACAAGAUCCCAGUUAAAUGGCCUAAAAGCAGAGAUAAAGUAUGGAAGGCAAACAUUCCUCAUACUCACCUUGCACACGAGAAGUCUGACCAGAAUUGGAUGGUUGUAAAAGGUGAAAAGAUUGUAUUCCCUGGGGGUGGCACUCAUUUCCACUAUGGAGCUGAUAAGUAUAUUGCUUCGAUUGCAAAUAUGCUCAACUUUACAGGCAACAAUAUAAACAAUGAAGGAAAAUUACGAACAGUUCUUGAUGUUGGAUGUGGUGUUGCAAGCUUUGGAGCUUAUCUUCUCUCAUCUGAUGUCAUAGCCAUGUCCUUAGCACCCAAUGAUGUGCAUCAAAACCAAAUCCAGUUUGCUCUAGAGAGGGGAAUUCCUGCAUAUCUUGGAGUUCUAGGAACUAAGAGGCUUCCUUACCCAAGCAGAUCUUUUGAACUUGCUCACUGCUCUCGUUGUAGGAUUGACUGGCUUCAAAGAGAUGGAAUUCUUCUUCUUGAGCUAGAUAGGUUGCUCAGGCCAGGAGGCUAUUUUGCUUACUCAUCUCCUGAAGCUUAUGCACAGGAUGAAGAGGAUCUCAGGAUAUGGAGAGAGAUGAGUGCCCUUGUUGAACGCAUGUGUUGGAGGAUAGCUGCAAAGAGGAAUCAGACUGUUAUUUGGCAAAAACCUCUAACAAAUGACUGCUAUAUGGAAAGAGCACCUGGUACAAAUCCUCCUCUUUGUCGCUCUGAUGAUGAUCCUGAUGCAGUAUGGGGUGUGCCAAUGGAAGCUUGCAUCACACCGUACUCUGACCAUGACCAGAAAGCCAAAGGGAGUGGAUUGGCUCCUUGGCCAGCUAGACUGUCUGCCCCCCCUCCCCGACUUGUUGAUUUUGGCUAUUCUAGUGACAUGUAUGAGAAAGACACGGAAAUUUGGCAACGAAGAGUGGAGAGUUAUUGGAACCUCUUGAGUCCAAAGAUUGAAUCUGAUACGCUGAGAAACGUGAUGGAUAUGAAAGCAAACUUAGGAUCAUUUGCUGCUGCCCUCAAGGAAAUGAAUGUUUGGGUGAUGAAUGUUGUCUCUGAGGAUGGACCAAACACUCUCAAGUUGAUAUACGACAGAGGCCUGAUCGGCUCUGUUCACAAUUGGUGUGAAGCCUUUUCCACAUACCCCCGGACAUAUGAUUUACUUCAUGCUUGGAGUGUCUUUGCCGAUAUUGAGAAAAAGGGCUGCAGUGGUGAGGAUCUGCUGCUUGAGAUGGAUCGCAUCCUAAGGCCUAGUGGUUUCAUUAUCAUCCGCGACAAACAAUCAGUGGUAGACUUUGUAAAGAAGUAUCUGACAGCUUUACACUGGGAAGCUGUGGCAACUGCCAAAGCAAGUUUAGAUUCAGAAUACGACAGGGACGAAACCAUUUUUGUUAUCCAGAAGAAGUUGUGGCUGACAAGCGAAAGCCUCAGGGAUGCUGAAUAGAAGAAUAUGACCAUAAGGCAAGGCUUGUACGAUACCGGUUUUCCAUUAUAUUCUCUGCAGCGCCGAGGGAUUCAGAAGUGCAUCCCAAGUAGUGAAGCAGUAAAACAAUUUCAUUUUGUAGCGUUAAGUGAUGUUUACAUUAUUUUUUUCCUUGUAACAAUGAUUUUAUUUGAUAAACCAUGAACACUAUCAGCAUCUAUAGGCUCUAUUCUUGAAAUAUAUUUUUCUCUAUCCAUUUUGAGCUUUACCAAGGAUGCUUCAGCAGAUGUUUAGUAAUCAGAAGGCAUUACAUGUGCUGCUGAAGAAGUACCUGAACUGUCUUGGCAACUUAUUUAUAAAUGAAUCUUCUCAUUAUAGUA
Mangifera indica (mango) is the source of this 3726-nucleotide messenger RNA. Its product is annotated as probable methyltransferase PMT3. The transcript has 18 exons. Gene Ontology annotation, cellular component: trans-Golgi network; endosome; cytoplasm. The record is from RefSeq and is a predicted model, not a curated record. Gene Ontology annotation, molecular function: protein binding; methyltransferase activity. The coding region runs from base 92 to 3367 and encodes 1091 amino acids. NCBI's taxonomy places the organism in Eukaryota, Viridiplantae, Streptophyta, Magnoliopsida, Sapindales, Anacardiaceae.